AUGCCCUGUCCGAGAAGGCCGCGGAACUCAGGGGUUCUCCCUGGCAAGUUUGCACAGGUCAGUUCAGUUGUCAUGGCAAUUUGCAGAACAUGAAAGUGAUUGGAUAUUCUGAUUCCAUGUUAUUUCAUUAUAUCUAAAUAGAUUUGUAUUGAUAAGCAAUAAUCAACUUACAAUGCAUGUUGUGUUUUCUCACCUGUUUAGACAAACUCCAGUGGAAGAACCCUAGGGAAAGUCCCAGGCCAGUCUGAGGACCCUUCCUGCCUGAUGGUGAAUUACUUCUCUACCAUGACUGUGUUUGACCAGCAGGUUGAGAUGGAGAAUGCCAGUCAGCACAAUGCACAUGCAGGCUAA
Coregonus sp. 'balchen' is the source of this 351-nucleotide messenger RNA. The record is from the annotation of a GenBank genome assembly. NCBI's taxonomy places the organism in Eukaryota, Metazoa, Chordata, Actinopteri, Salmoniformes, Salmonidae.